Messenger RNA from Otolemur garnettii (small-eared galago), 1179 nucleotides. It is a transcript of the gene TIMD4, whose product is annotated as T cell immunoglobulin and mucin domain containing 4. The record is from RefSeq and is a predicted model, not a curated record. The transcript is spliced from 9 exons. Lineage: Eukaryota; Metazoa; Chordata; Mammalia; Primates; Galagidae. The coding region runs from base 2 to 1135 and encodes 377 amino acids.
AAUGCCCAAAGGACCUCUUCUCUGGCUGGUGAUUGAGCUUGGAUGGCUUUAUCUGACACCAGCUGCAUCAGAGGAUAUUGUGACUGGGUUUUUGGGUCAGCCGGUGACUUUGCCCUGUUUGUACUCAUCCUGGUCUCAGAGCAGAAACAGCAUGUGCUGGGGCAAAGGCCAGUGUCCCAACUCAAAAUGCAAUGAGGAGCUUAUCCACACUGAUGGAACAAGAGUGAUCUCAAGUAAAUCAGCAAAAUAUGGACUUCAGGGGACUAUCUGGAGAGGCAAUGUCUCUUUGACCAUCUCAAACCUUAAUGAAGGUGACAGUGGUAUGUACUGCUGCCGUAUCGAGGUGCCUGGCUGGUUCAAUGAUGUAAAGAUGAACAUUCGCCUGCAGCUGCAGAGAGCCCCAACAACCACACAUAGAACAACAACAACACUCCAAAUGACAACCAUGCACCCAACUACAACUACGGUCCCAGCUACCACCCCGCGCCCAGCUACCACCCCGCGCCCAACCACCACUCCACGUGUGACGACAACCACAGCUGUGCUUUCAACAACAGUCAUGACUACACCUGACCUCACAACCAGAGCACCAUUUCAGAGAAGAACCACCGCUGUGCUCACAGCAACAGCCAACACAUGCUCUCUGGCGACCUCCAGCUUCCUUCCAGAGACAGCCACAGAAGGGCCCUUCUUUACAGCAGAGUCAGAAACCAUCCGCUCCAGUGACACGUGGAAAAGCGCUGAGUCUACUGCAGACACUGCCCUGAUCACAACCAAAAAAUCUGAAGCUUGGGAUUUCCUGUCAACUCCCCAACAGGACUCAAUAUCGAAAAUGAGUGAUGUAACUUCAUCUCAGCCUAGAGCAUCUGAGACGACAAUUGGGCCAAACAGACCACAGCAGAUGCCGGAACCCUCGUUUGACUUGGGAAAAACUGAGAACCUGCUUUUCAUCAUUGCACCUACCUUGGGAUUUGUGCUGUUGGUAUUGCUUGUGGGCUUUCUCCUGCGAGGGAAAAUCAUGGAAACCAAUUGCUUGCAGAAAGACACAAGGCUAGACAAUGCUGGAGAAUGUAAAAAUGUCCUCAGUGACAUGCAGCAGGAAAGAGAAGAUGAAGAUGGCCUUUUUACACUCUAACAUGCUGCUUUUUCUUAGCAUGACAGAAUGUGGGCAUGACAUGU